Messenger RNA from Cuscuta epithymum, 5125 nucleotides. The record is from the annotation of a GenBank genome assembly. NCBI's taxonomy places the organism in Eukaryota, Viridiplantae, Streptophyta, Magnoliopsida, Solanales, Convolvulaceae.
GAAAAGAGAACGACGGAAGAAGAAAACGUGCCGCCAAACUCUCUUGCGUGCAGAAGGCUAGGCGAUUGGAAAAAUUGGUCAUUGAGCGAGUCAACGACUGAGCAUCUGAGCCUGAUUCCAACUCUUCAUUCUCCAUUUCUCCGACCUCCGUGGCUCCGUGAGUCCGUUCUCUAUUUCUCCAAGCGGAAAGAGUGAAGAGCAGAAGAGACACAAUGUAUUAAAAAGUCUUAGUGAUCUUGCUCGAGUGAUGAUGGAUACAAGGAAACAUCUUUCACAUCCUUUGGUGUAUAAGCUUUUAAAGCUAGCAUUGACUUUGCCAGUUGCCACAGCAACCGUAGAGAGGUGUUUUUUCCGCUAUGAAAAUAGUGAAGACUAACUUGCGUAAUAGAAUUGGCGAUAAGUAUUUGAGUGAUUGUCUGAUUUGUUUUAUUGAAAGAGAUGUGUUUGAAACUGUUACAAAUGAAACUGUAAUGGAUCUCUUCCAAAAGAUGAAAACUCGGCGCGAACAAUUGUGAUGUAUUUGGUAAGACUUUAAUUAUUGUAACAUUACAUUAAUACUUUAUUAUUAUUAUUAUUAUUAUUAUUAUUAUUAUUAUUAUUAUUAUUAUUAUUAUUAUUAUUAUUAUUAUUAUUAUUUUGAUGCAUUUUUUUCUGCCCCCAAUAACUUCUAAUCCUGGAUCCGCCACUGGAAGUACCUAAACUUGAUUUUGUGUUAAUUGAGUACACAUUUUUUAACUCUUUUCUGUUAAAAAAAGGUGAAAUGGCAAAGAUGAACCGUUUAUUUUUACCUGUAUUCUCCCGUUCAACACCUAUUCACAUCUAUUAUCCCUAAUUACCUUAGGACUUCACUGCAUCUCCUCUUCUUUCUUCUGUUAGUCUUUUCUCUUCUCCUGCUUUGCUUUCUUUUUCUAUACGGAGUACGUAGUAUAUCUUAUUCUUCUUUUUAUCUUCUUAUUCCUGCUACAUAAUUCCUUGAAACUUGAUGAGAUUCCGUUUCCAUGUAAAUACAAAGUUGCAAUGAGUAUAACCUAUGUGGGGGUUGUUUGCGGGGUUAUUGAAUAACAAAGAGCGGGAAGCCUAACAAUGAAAAACUAAUGAAGGGAAACAAUGUUUGGUAGAAGAGGACACACUUGGGAUGGUCGGAAGAGAUAAAGUCAAAGGGCCUUACGGCCAUAAAAAAGAGAAUACAAUGGGUAUAACUAAACCCAUCCUAUUGCCUCUAUUAUGACCAAAUCCAGUUUCCAUUAAUUGGGGACUACUUGAUGAAUAGGAACAUAUGGGGUGGACUUUUUUAACCGAACCUAUUAGCCAUCAUUUUUAACAGACAUACUAAAUUGACACUAUAAUAUUGACACAUAUUCCAUUUACAGAAUGUGCGCUGUGAAGCGACAGCUUGAUAAUAUUUGAGCAGGCCCUCUCUGUAUGCCUGCAUAGAACGUCUGCCGCCCCUCUAGUAAAUGGAAUGUUGCAAAAGAUAAUUGCUUCAUCUAUGAGCACCUGCAAGCUCUACACUCAAACACAAAGAUGCCACGACUCUCUAUUUACUUUAAUUUCAAAAGCAUUGUCUUUGUCUAAAAACCCAAGAGAUGUACACAAAGUUCACGCCUUUAUAAUCUUGUCAGGCCACCAGCACUCUGUGUUCUUAUCCGGCAAACUCAUUUCCAGGUAUUCAGAGAUCAAAGACCCAGUCUCUUCAAUGGCCGUUUUUCACUUAAAUUCACAGACAAAAAAUGUAUAUUUGUGGAAUACCAUCAUCAGGUCCAUGACCCAUACUGGACAGUUCUCUACGGCGUUGGAGUUUUAUUCACAUAUGAGAAAAUCAGAUAUUAAACCGGAUAACUAUACUUUCCCCUCAGUUAUUAAUGCCUGCGGCAGUUUAUCCGACUUUGAGAUGGGAACAGUUGUUUAUGGGCACGUGCUAGAAAUGGGUUUCCAGUCGGAUUUGUAUAUUGGUAAUGCUCUGAUUGAUAUGUACGCUAGGAUGAAUGAUUUGGGGCGAGCACGGAAAGUGUUCGAUGGAUUGCCUAGUAAAGAUGUGGUUUCUUGGAAUACUCUCAUCUCUGCAUAUAGUGCCAACGGGUAUUGGGAAGAAGCUCUUGAAGUUUUUCAUCAGGCUAGAUUAUUUGGAGUGGAGCCUGAUUCUUUUACUCUGUCGAAUGUUUUACCAGCAUGUGGGGGACUGCUGAAGGUCACGCAGGGGCAGAUAGUUCACGGGUUGGUGGAGAAGGUAGGAACUAAAAAAGAUAUAACUGUUAAUAACGGAUUGCUAUCAAUGUACUUUAAGCUUGAGAGGCCAAUGGAUUGUGAGUUGCUCUUCUCUGAGAUGACUCACAGAGACACAGUCACCUGGAACAUUAUGAUUUGUGGGUAUUCACAGUUGGGUUUAUAUAACGAGUCGAUCCAACUGUUUCUAGAAAUGGACGGUUGUGAAUGUAUUAGACCGGAUUUGAUGACACUAGCUUCCCUUCUGAAUGCUUGUGGUCAUGUAAGAGACUUGAGGUUAGGGAAGUAUAUUCAUCACGACUUCAUAGUUAAAAACAAAUACGAAUGCGACAUCACGGCUAACAACAUCAUAAUCAACAUGUAUGCAAAAUGUGGUGAAUUAAAGGCUUCAAGAGAUGUUUUCAGCAGAAUGAAAUGCAGGGAUUCAGUAUCAUGGAACUGUUUAAUCAACGGAUAUGCUGAAAAUGGGUCCUACACGGAUGCAAUACAACUUUUCAAAACAAUGAAGAGGGAAACAGUUCCUGAUUCUGCAACUUAUGUGACUCUUCUAUCAGUAUGUACACAAGCGGAAAACAUAGAUUUCGCUAGACAACUCCACUCUGACAUAAUGAAGAGAGGAUUUGAAUCCAUUCUGAUUCUUGGAAAUUCCUUGGUGGAUAUGUAUGCCAAAUGUGGACACAUCCAUGACUCUCUCAAACAUUUCCAGAACAUGGACUCUCAAGACACUGUCACAUGGAACACUAUAAUCACAGCAUGUAGAGAGGAUUGUGCUAUGGGAUUCAGAAUGGUUAGGAAGAUGAGAUAUGAUGGAAUUGAGCCGGAUGCCACUACUUUUUUAGUCUCGCUCCCUCUAUGUUCCAUUCUUGCCGCUAAAUGGAAAGGCAAAGAAAUUCACAACCAGAUUCUGAGGCUUGGUUUCCAAUCAGAUGUCCCGAUCGGCAAUGCCCUGAUUGAAAUGUACUCAAAAAGUGGGUCCUUGACGACUGCUGUGAGGGUCUUUGACGGCAUGAUGGAAAAAGACAUAGUCACAUGGACUUCAAUGAUAACUGCUUAUGGAAUGUAUGGUGAAGGAAAGAAAGCUCUGGGAGUUUUUGAUGAUAUGAAAAAAACACCCGGAAUCCUUCUCGAUCAUAUUGUGUUUGUUUCCAUCUUAUAUGCAUGUAGCCAUUCAGGUCUUGUAGAAGAAGGCCGAACCCACUUUGACCAGAUGAAGAGAGAGUAUCACAUGGAGCCCAGACUAGAACACUAUGCAUGCAUGGUGGACCUAUUUUCUCGAUCCGGGCUAGUUUCUGAAGCGGAGGAGUUUAUUCUCUCCAUGCCAAUCAAGCCAGAUGUUACUAUUUGGGGCGCUCUUUUGAGUGCUUGCCGGUCAAGUAGGGACACCAAAACUGCUGAGCGGGCCCUCCACAAUCUCUCUCAUUUGAAUUCAGAUGAUCCAGGCUAUCACGUUCUUGCGUCCAACGUGUACGCAACAUUGGGAAAUUGGGACAAAGUGAAGAAGAUAAGAAAAUCUAUCAAGUCAAGGGGGAUGAAAAAAGAACCUGGAUCUAGCUGGGUGGAGAUAAACAAUAAGGUUUAUGUUUUUAUUGCCGGAGACAGGUUGUUCGAACAGUAUGCAGAGGUUAAGAAUCUAUUAUGGAUUCUUUAUGGUUUGAUGGCUAAAGAAGGUUAUGUAGCAGACCUACACAGUGUGUUGCAUGAUGUGGACGAUGAUGAGAAGGUGGAGGUGCUUUGCGGGCACAGUGAACGGAUAGCCAUAGCAUUUGGGUUAAUAAACACAAAACCAGGGACUCCUCUUCAAAUAAUGAAGAACCUCAGGGUUUGUGGGGAUUGCCAUACUGCAACCAAGUAUAUAUCAAAAGUAGUGAACAGAGAGAUAUUAGUAAGGGAUGCUAACCGGUUUCACUUAUUCAAGGAUGGUACAUGUAGUUGUCGCGAUCUGUGGUGAUUCUUAUGGAGGCUAUAACUAACAGCGGUUAGCCAUUUUAACUUCAAAUGUCACCGGGAAGCUAAAAGAGCAGAUGCCAUGCAGUAAAGAAUCCAACAUGAGAGUGGGAUGGUUCAACAUAUACAAACAACAGAGAUACUCUGCAAGAAUCUGUUUUAAGAGGUCAUUAUGAAUGGGAAUACCUCGAUGCUCACUAGGGCAUGCUAAUGGGAGUCAAUUCAUACACUUAACUUGAGAUAUUGCAGAAAGCCAAAAACUACUGAAUCCGCCCCCCAAUAAAACAAUGCCAUAUUCACAAAGGGCACUGUCAUUACAAUUGCAGCGCCGGUUGUGAGGACUCGUGCCGAGAUAGCCUUCUUUCAGCAGGGAAGAAAGCAGAUACAGUUUUCAGCAGGGAACCUAGUAUCCUGGAAGAGUAAGAAACAAAGUGUGGUUUCUCGUUCAAGUGCCGAAUCAGAAUAUCGAGCUAUGGCACAAUCUUCAUGUAAGAUCAUAUAGAUAUGCCAUUUAGUGAGUGAAAUCGGAUUGAAGACACCAAUGCCUGCUAAAUUGUGGUGUGAUAAUCAAGCUGCUAUACACAUUGCCAACAACCCAGUAUUUCAUGAGAGAACAAAACAUAUUGAGGUUGAUUGUCAUUUUAUUCGAGAGAAGAUACAGAAAGGAUUGAUCUCUACGGGAUAUGUGAAGACUAGAGAACAACUUGAAGAUUUGUUCACUAAAGCACUAAAUGGGAUCUGAGUUGGUUAUUUAUGUAACAAGUUGGGCAUGAUAAAUAUCUAUGCUCCAACUUGAGGGGGAGUGUGAAAAAUAUAGAAUAUACUUUUAGAGUAUUAGAAUAUACUUCCGAAUAUUUUAGGAAUAUACUUUAAAGUAUUAUUAUUGUAUAGAAUCUUAUAUAGGAAUGUUCUAUUUGUAAUGUAUAUUUAUAGGGACUUACACAACUAAUGAAAAUCC